GUGGGUGGGAGCGCGCUCUCUCGCGAGAGUGGGUUUGUUCUGAGGCUGCAGCCGCCUCCACCACUUUUUUUUUGCCAACGCCGUUGCUGCGGGGGAUUGUGGGAGGCUCCGCGUCCCGCUGACUGGGAGAGAGGUAUCUCUCCUUUUCCCUCUCCCUUUGCCUGAGAGUUGUCUGCUGGUUCUCAGCUUGAAGAAGAUUCUGCAGUCCUUAUUGAUCCUUUUUCUUGGCGUUACCAUUUUUUGAAGCAAAGUUAACCUAGCUUUCUAGCUUGAGCUUUCUUUUUGGCCAUCUUAAAUUUUUAAAAAAAAAAUCUAUAAAAAUAGACAAGAGUUCUACAAUGUCCAAGUCAUUCCAACAGUCAUCUCUCGGUAGGGACUCACAGGGUCAUGGGCGUGACCUGUCUGCAGCAGGAAUAGGCCUUCUGGCUGCUGCUACCCAGUCUUUAAGUAUGCCAGCAUCUCUUGGAAGGAUGAACCAGGGUACUGCACGCCUUGCUAGUUUAAUGAAUCUUGGAAUGAGUUCUUCAUUGAAUCAACAAGGAGCUCAUAGUGCACUGUCUUCUGCUAGUACUUCUUCCCAUAAUUUGCAGUCUAUAUUUAACAUUGGAAGUAGAGGUCCACUCCCUUUGUCUUCUCAACACCGUGGAGAUGCAGACCAGGCCAGUAACAUUUUGGCCAGCUUUGGUCUGUCUGCUAGAGACUUAGAUGAACUGAGUCGUUAUCCGGAGGACAAGAUUACUCCUGAAAAUUUGCCCCAAAUCCUUCUACAGCUUAAAAGGAGGAGAACUGAAGAAGGCCCUACAUUGAGUUAUGGUAGAGAUGGCAGAUCUGCUACACGGGAGCCACCAUACAGAGUACCUAGGGAUGAUUGGGAAGAAAAAAGACACUUUAGAAGAGAUAGUUUUGAUGAUCGUGGUCCUAGUCUCAACCCAGUGCUUGAUUAUGACCAUGGAAGUCGUUCUCAAGAAUCUGGUUAUUAUGACAGAAUGGAUUAUGAAGAUGACAGAUUAAGAGAUGGAGAAAGGUGUAGGGAUGAUUCUUUUUUUGGUGAGACCUCGCAUAACUAUCAUAAAUUUGACAGUGAGUAUGAGAGAAUGGGACGUGGUCCUGGUCCCUUACAAGAGAGAUCUCUCUUUGAGAAAAAGAGGGGCGCUCCUCCAAGUAGCAAUAUUGAAGACUUCCAUGGACUCUUACCGAAGGGUUAUCCCCAUCUGUGCUCUAUAUGUGAUUUGCCAGUUCAUUCUAAUAAGGAGUGGAGUCAACAUAUCAAUGGAGCAAGUCACAGUCGUCGGUGCCAGCUUCUUCUUGAAAUCUAUCCAGAAUGGAAUCCUGACAAUGAUACAGGACACACAAUGGGUGAUCCAUUCAUGUUGCAGCAAUCUACAAAUCCAGCACCAGGAAUUCUGGGACCCCCACCUCCCUCAUUCCAUCUUGGAGGACCAGCAGUUGGACCAAGAGGAAAUCUGGGUGCUGGAAAUGGGAAUCUGCAAGGACCAAGACACAUGCAGAAAGGCAGAGUGGAAACAAGCCGAGUUGUUCACAUCAUGGAUUUUCAGCGAGGGAAAAACUUGAGAUAUCAGCUGUUACAGCUUGUGGAACCAUUUGGGGUCAUUUCAAAUCAUCUGAUUCUAAAUAAAAUUAAUGAGGCAUUUAUUGAAAUGGCAACCACAGAAGAUGCUCAGGCUGCAGUGGAUUAUUAUACAACCACACCAGCGUUAGUAUUCGGCAAACCAGUGAGAGUUCAUUUGUCCCAAAAGUAUAAAAGAAUAAAGAAACCUGAAGGGAAGCCAGAUCAGAAAUUUGACCAAAAGCAGGAGCUUGGACGUGUGAUACAUCUCAGCAAUUUGCCUCAUUCUGGCUAUUCUGAUAGUGCUGUCCUCAAGCUUGCUGAACCUUACGGGAAAAUAAAGAAUUACAUACUGAUGAGGAUGAAGAGUCAGGCAUUUAUAGAAAUGGAGACGAGAGAAGAUGCAAUGGCAAUGGUUGACCAUUGUUUGAAAAAGGCCCUUUGGUUUCAAGGGAGGUGUGUGAAGGUUGACCUUUCUGAGAAAUAUAAAAAACUGGUACUAAGGAUUCCCAACAGAGGUAUUGACUUACUGAAAAAGGAUAAAUCCCGAAAAAGAUCUUAUUCUCCAGAUGGCAAAGAAUCUCCAAGUGAUAAAAAAUCCAAAACUGAUGGCUCCCAGAAGACCGAAAGCACAGCCGAAGGUAAAGAACAAGAAGAGAAGUCAGGUGAAGAUGGUGAGAAAGAAACAAAGGAGGACCAGACAGAACAAGAACCUAAUAUGCUUCUUGAAUCUGAAGAUGAACUACUUGUGGAUGAAGAAGAAGCAGCAGCACUGCUAGAAAGUGGCAGUUCAGUAGGAGAUGAGACUGAUCUUGCUAACUUAGGUGAUGUGACUAAUGAUGGGAAAAAGGAAGCAUCAGAUAAAGCUGUGAAAAAAGAUGGAAGUGCUUCAACUGCAGCAAAGAAGAAGCUUAAAAAGGUGGACAAGAUUGAGGAACUCGAGCAAGAAAAUGAAGCAGCAUUGGAAAAUGGAGUUAAAAAUGAGGAAAAUACAGAACCAGGUGCUGAAUCUACAGAGAAUACUGACGAUCCAGGCAAAGACACCAGUGAAAAUGCAGAUGGCCAAAAUGAUGAAAACAAGGAGGACUAUACUAUCCCAGAUGAGUAUAGAAUUGGACCGUAUCAGCCCAAUGUUCCUGUUGGUAUAGACUAUGUGAUACCAAAAACAGGGUUUUACUGUAAGCUGUGUUCACUAUUUUAUACAAAUGAAGAAGUUGCAAAGAACACGCACUGCAGCAGCCUUCCUCAUUAUCAGAAAUUAAAGAAGUUUCUGAAUAAAUUGGCAGAAGAACGCCGGCAGAAGAAGGAAGCUUAAGAUGUUCAAGAAACUUAAUGAGUUCGAAGGAAAAAAAUGGUUCUUUGUUUUUAUUGUUAACCUUUUUUAAAUACAAUACUGAUAGUUAGGAGAAAGUAUUGUACUCUUUUGUUUUAGUGGAAAAAUAAUAGAUGUCUGUUCAUGUGUUAAGUGUUAUAGCAAGAGAUACAUACACGGUUAAGUUAAUGAAAAGUAGUUUUUCUUUUAUCAGAAUAACAGACAUAAAAUGACUUUGUAGAGAUUGACUUGUAAGCUACUUAAGACAACUUGCACCACUAAGAAAAAGAUAACAUAGAACCAUUCGGGAAAAUGAAAUUAAGUAGUUCUAAGCUUCAAAAUGUCAACUUUUGAUUCCGUUCAAUAAAGAACAAAACCAAGUGGGGGUUUUUUGUUUGUUUGUUUGUUUGUUUUUGUUUUUGUUGUUGUUGUUACUUUCAUCUGAAACAUUCCACAUUUUAAUCUGAGCCUUGCAGACUAUUCAUUUGGAAUUGAAGCUUUGUUGGUUGAGUUUGUUUGAACGUCUUCAUAUGUAAGAUUGGCAUUUCAGAUACGGGUGCAGUUUUCUUUGUCAUUGCUGUUGUUUAGGUGAUAAGAAAUAUUAAGUAAUUGACUUUAGAUUUUGUAACUUUUUCCCUUGAGUUCCUGCUAGAUUUCGUAUUCUAGUAGUUAAUGUAUUUUCAGUGAAAUGUAAAAAUGUUCCCGUUCUCUUUGACCAGUAUUAAUUUCUUGAGAUCUUACUGCUUGUCACUUGAAUCCUGUAGUUGUCGUAUAUCUCUGGUAUAAGCAACAUUUGAUUUGUUGAAGUGUGUAGACCAUCUCUUCAUAUUUUCAAGAUGUGAUUUUACAUUCCUGCAGCAUUUUAAGACCAGUUUGGCCAUAAUUCUAGACGCACGCUUCUAAUUCAUGGACCUGCACAUGUGACCUUUGUGAACAGAAGUUUGCAUGUAUAAUCUGUGUUUCCUUGUAACUUCCUGGUAUAUACUGCUUAUAUCUGUGGAUUCAAGUUGCUAAAGUGAAUACCAAUAAAAAAAACCUAGGCCAUGUUCAUUGGUUAUACAUGUUUGGAAUGUUAACCAAUAUAUUUGUCAGUUGUGCUUUUUAUUCGCUGUUAAGAUUUUGUGCAUGCUUUAACAAAGUAUUUUUUAAUCUACAGUAAGUGUUAUAAAGACUGCUACUAAAGGUCUGGAUUUUAAACUUUU
This is a messenger RNA of Ochotona princeps (American pika), 4081 nucleotides long. It is a transcript of the gene MATR3, whose product is annotated as matrin 3. NCBI's taxonomy places the organism in Eukaryota, Metazoa, Chordata, Mammalia, Lagomorpha, Ochotonidae. The record is from RefSeq and is a predicted model, not a curated record. The transcript has 15 exons. Gene Ontology annotation, cellular component: nucleus. Gene Ontology annotation, molecular function: zinc ion binding; RNA binding. The coding region runs from base 339 to 2882 and encodes 847 amino acids.